GAGCGAACGUCAAGCGACCCACGACGCGGGCCGUUCGGAGUUCUUCGAGGAUUAUUUCCUUUGAGAUAAUCUCCGAAAGGCCUUGCCGGCUGUGUUCCCGGUCUUCGUGAGAAAGAUAGCUGAUAGCGUCGGGGUAUGGGGUUGGCAUAGACACGUUUGUUCAUUUGCUUUGGUGCGGUGCCAAAAGGCAGCUCUUCCAAAACGUGCUCCAAAACAAACGGUAUUCCGCCCUAUCGUCAUGAAGUGAUUGUCGUCGACACUGUAUACUGCGUAUGCUGUGUUAAUCGAGAUCUCUCUCAAAUUCUGCUCGGGUAUCGCGGCACCAUGGGUUCCUGGACCCGCCGGUGGCACGCCAUGUCGGACAACAAGAGCCCCACUGCACUGAUGCAGUCGUCGCAGUUAGAACAGUACCUGCUUUUGGCCAAGACGGCCAAGGGCGCCGCGGCCGCCGAACUCAUCAAGCAAGUCACGGAAGCCCCGGGCGUGUAUGUCUUCGGAGAACUGCUCGACAUGCCCAACAUACAGGAGCUUGCCAAUGGCUCUCACAGCACCUACCUGAACCUCCUUAACCUGUUUGCCUUUGGGACUUAUGCCAGCUAUCAUGAUAACAAGGAGCAGUUUCCAGUGCUGACUCCGGCCAUGAUCACCAAGCUGCGACACCUCACGAUUGUUUCGCUGGCAACAAAAACUAAGUGCAUCCCAUACUCGACGCUCCUCAAGGAGCUGGACAUGAAGAACCUGCGUGAGCUGGAGGACUUAAUAAUCGAGGUGAUCUAUGCGGACGUGGUGCGGGGCAAGCUGGACCAGAAGAACAACCAGCUGGAAGUGGACUACACCAUUGGACGGGACAUCCGCACGGAGGACAUCGGCACCGUCAUCAAGGUCCUGCAGGAGUGGUGCACCAGCUGCGAGGUGGUGCUGAACAACAUUGAGUGCCAGAUCAGCCGUGCCAACGCCAUGAAGGACUCGCACAUCAAGCUCAAGCAGCAGAUCGAGAACGAGGUGACGAGCAUCAAGAAGAAUCUGAAGGUGCAGUCGCAGGAUGCGGAGGAUCAGGUGACGACCGAUGCGCGGGAGGAUGGCCACAUGGACAAGCCGAGCAAGAAGCAGGCCAAGGCCAAAGGGUUGCCUCACCAGAGCAGGAGAUGAGAGUGGCUGAGACGACGGCUGGGCUUUAGAGACUGACAUGUUCGGCGACAAGGGCACGGCAAGGAGACGAGGAGCAGGAUCGAGGAGAUUCGCCAGCACUGAAGCUUCUGUAUAAAUUGUAUAUGUGAAACUCUCGCAACCAGUGUGCGGUUCAUUCCUUUUGUGACGGCCUCCAAGAUAUGCUUCUUUGCGCAUCAUUGUUUGCUGAAACACUUGAACUGACCUGUGUCCAGCUACCUAAUACUAUGUGCCCAAGUACAGUGGUGAAAAAAGCCAACGAAGCCACAUCCAGCCUUGCCAAGUUUGAUAGGGCUGACCUAGUGUUGUAAGUCAAACGUAGCAAGGCCAAAUGGCCGGAUGUUGAUUGCCGCCAAUCUUGCAACCAGCCGGCGCCCGGCUCGUGUGGAUCCGGUCGCCGCCAGCAUGACGUGCGUGUGUAGUUCUAGAGCGCAUGCUCCUGUGACUUCGUUGGCUCUUAACACCACUGUACAUAGUAAUUCAACUUUCUAAAUCUGUGUGUAAGUAGACUGGGCUAGGUAAGGACAGAUUUGAAGUGGUAUAUUUGUAAAUGAAAAAUAGUCAGAAAUUUAGAACGUUGUACCAGCAAGCUCAUCAAAGUGACAAUAUGGUACUGCCUUUUUACGACAGCUUCUCUUUUAUCAAACUAUUGCGAAUAGUAAAGUAGCUACCCCUGUAAAAUUUGGAUUGUGAGAGGACUAGAACUAAUACGACUACAUAUUAAAGUGGGUCAAUUUCAGGCACGCUUUUAGGGUCAAGCUUUUCAUGCUAGAGGGGAUCUUUAUCCAAGGGAAUUUCUCUGAGCUGUAGAAAAUUUAAAAGUCGCUGAACCUUCAUGUUUAUGGUACUGUGCGCACGUGUGCUUGUAUGUGGGACGAUACUUUAUUAAUCAUACAUAGAAUUAGGAUUUUAAGAUUAAUCCAAUAAAGGCUUGUAAGUAAACAA
Ixodes scapularis (black-legged tick) is the source of this 2112-nucleotide messenger RNA. RefSeq names its product COP9 signalosome complex subunit 7b (gene CSN7). Gene Ontology annotation, cellular component: COP9 signalosome. Lineage: Eukaryota; Metazoa; Arthropoda; Arachnida; Ixodida; Ixodidae. The record is from RefSeq and is a predicted model, not a curated record. The transcript is spliced from 9 exons. Gene Ontology annotation, biological process: COP9 signalosome assembly. The coding region runs from base 325 to 1149 and encodes 274 amino acids.